Molecule: messenger RNA, 2984 nt
Organism: Alosa alosa (allis shad)
Lineage: Eukaryota; Metazoa; Chordata; Actinopteri; Clupeiformes; Clupeidae
Exons: 6
Coding region: 361-1554 (397 amino acids)
Source: RefSeq, a predicted model, not a curated record
UGUAUUUGUGCCCACCUCUGAUUAGAAGUUAGAACUCAGAGGAAUGCACUAUUUCAAACAGACAGGCAUAUUUUUCACUUCUGUGAAAACAUAGGCCUUGAAUUUACUAGAAAGAUUUCGAUGGCAUGUAGCCUACUACUAAAUGACGAUCCUGUAAAUUGUGAUCUAUUUCUGUCUCACAUGGGUGUGGCCUGGGUGAUACGUUGUCUGCUGGCCUGGGGAGGAAAAAAAUGGACUGUUCGGAGAGAUAGAGUUUCACCAACGGCGAUGAUGUCAUUAUGAACAGUUACAUUGUCGCUUGUGCCGUCUGUGCAGUGGGACGCUUCAUGAGAAACUCCAGUAAGAUUCAAAGGUGUUGUUAUGGAGACAGACAAUGUUGCGUCUCCUCCCAGCCCUCAGCUUCUGUUUCUGGGACAGAAGUCCACCAAACGUCUGCUGGAAGUAUACGUGAAACGCACUCUCAGUCUAAAUGAUAACACUGCCAGGCCUCAACGGGUCAAACCUCGGAAAUGGGUAAUAGUGGACAGCAAAGGCAACCGCAUCAGAAAGGCGUCAAGUGACAGCUCAACAUAUCGUCUGUCACGUGAAAUAUCACAAACUGAGCCAAAGGAACCGAGCACAGACACAACCAACGACUCUCACCAAACAAAAUCAAAGAAAACAGAAAUCAAGCCUCAGACACAGAGAAUUACCAAAAAGGCAUCUAUACUGAGGAGUUUUAUAAGUCUUUUUUCCAGGAAGAACCAUGAAGCCCAAAACAGUGCUUCAGUGCCAGAUACCCCUGUGUUCAGUGGGCCUGCGGAUGGCUGCUUUGCCACAGAUGCAUGCCCCCCUGUCCCUGAGAUGCCCAAGACAGAGGGGGAUGGAAAAACGCUGCGGCAUUCUAAAUCCAUCAAGAAGAGGCUCUCGCUGAAGAAGCUCUCCUUCCGUAGCCACCACGAUGCAGAAAAAUUGGAUUCAGUCCGAAGGCAGAGCAGCCUUGCCCCUGCUGAUGUGGUACGAGUACCGGAUGCAAUUGUCUGUGUGGAGCCCUCAAGUGCAUACUUUGAGAAGGUGUCAGAGGAGUUGGAGCGCAUUGUGAAAGAGGUGAAAGAAAGCCCAACAGAGGAGGAGCAAUUUUGUGCUGCUAUACUAACUGAUCCAAGGCCUGCUGAAGCAGCCUCAGACUCCAUUGAUGACAUAAUUGAGAGAAUGGUCGAUCUACUAAAAGAGCACGGAGAUGAAAUUAAUGAAAAGAUUAGGAGGAACAGUAGUGUGAGCUCCUUCUUCCAGAAGCUCAACUACAAUAAUUUCCAGCAACUAGCCGAUCGCUAUGUGGCUGCCAUCCCUGAUCCACUGCCUCAGUCGACCACAGCUCCCCCACAGUUGGUGAAGCUGGCCUUCACCCUGGAUUUCACAGCCAAGGUGGCUGGACUGUCCAGCCAAGCCAUCGGCCGUAUCAUGGGGUUUGGAAACCAGUACAUACAGGACCGUUUUACCCAGAUGACAAGUGCCAACUGCCUGGGCCAGCAAUCUCAGAACAUGGGAGACCAAAGCCUGAUGGAUCAAGACUAGAGUCUGUGAAUGAUGAUGCCCACUACCAUUCCAGUGCAAUACUUAAGCCUUUGAAUAUUACCUGAUAUUUAGGUAUACAAUAAGUCUGAAGUUGCCAAAUAAUCUUGGUGUGUCCUGAAAUGCUGUCAAACAGCAUUUGGAUAUUGCCUGAUAUUUAGGCAUGCAUUACGAAAGUGAAUUGCAGAAUAGUGCAAUUGGUGUGUCCUCAAAUACUAUCUUUCACAGUUGUGUUGAUGCUGCCAAUAAUUUUAUUACUUGAUGUGUAACUGUAUUUGCACCUGGGGAAAACCAUCCUAAGGAUUGCUUUGAAUAACUGUAUAAUGUGGUUAUCAAAUGAGCUUGAUGAUUUUAUUACUUGAUGUGCAUCUGUAUUUGCACCUUGGGAAAGCCAUCCUAAGGAUUGCUUUGAAUAACGAAUGACCGUAUAAUGUGAUUAUCAACUAGACAGCUAGACAGGUUUAGACUAAUUAAGGGAGUAUUCUCUUGCGUUGUGUGCACAUCAAAUUCCAUGGGAUAUUUUCCUGUGUCUAUAUAUUUAAAAACAUUGUUUUAGAAUUGUUUUAACAGUGGGGAUAAUCUGGUCAUCAUGCAGGGUAAUACAACUCGGUUUAACAGUGGGAAUAAUCUGGUCAUCAUGCAGGGUAAUACAACUCGGUUUAACAGUGGGGAUAAUCCGGUCAUCAUGCAGGGUAAUACAACUCGUUUUUUUUAUUAUGUGUAUGUUCUUGAACGCAUUCACACUACUGUUGAGUGUCCUAUCACAGGUCAUACAUGUAAGCAAUACCUCCAUGGUUUGCCUUUCAUCAAAUAUCAUAGAGGCAUGGAAAUAGCUGGAAUAGGCAUUUCCAUGACCUUUCCACAAAAUGUGAACUUUUUCACUUUCGAGAUUUGACUCGUACUUGAAAAGAAUAAUUUCUUUAUAAGUUGAACAGAUAUCUGAACCAGCUAAUGUUCUGCAUCUGAUGUGAUCAGAUGUCUGAUCUGAGUAAACUAAAUCUCUCAGCUUUAAGAUCUACAGUAUGUCCUUCUCAGUGGAAAGCCAGAGUCUGUAGCCUGGCAUAAUCAAUCACUAUCACAAGUGUGACGUGCCCAACCACAGUCAGAUGAUUUUGACAUGAAGUGAUGCAUAAUGUAGCAGUUCUGUGCUCGAGAGACAAUGAGGGGUUUGUUGAAAUGAUGCAAAUCUAGUGUCAUAGGACUUUCCACCCUGCCUGUUCUCAAUAUAAUUUCACACAUCGAUUUCACAAAUGGAGUAGGUUAGUGAAACUGUGACAUUGAAAGAUUCAUUUAAGAGCAAAACAUUGUCUGACCUCCAAACAGUGCACAAGAUCACGUUUUGUGAUCAUUUACGUCUGUCAUCCAGUUCUUUAUAUGUCUGUGUUGUUGUUGGCUGAACUGUGUAGUGUCAAUAUAAUAAACAGUCAUUUUUU